Apaloderma vittatum (bar-tailed trogon) is the source of this 1339-nucleotide messenger RNA. It is a transcript of the gene KIN, whose product is annotated as Kin17 DNA and RNA binding protein. Gene Ontology annotation, biological process: DNA damage response; DNA replication. Gene Ontology annotation, cellular component: nucleus. The record is from RefSeq and is a predicted model, not a curated record. The transcript has 12 exons. The annotation marks the transcript as partial. Gene Ontology annotation, molecular function: double-stranded DNA binding. Lineage: Eukaryota; Metazoa; Chordata; Aves; Trogoniformes; Trogonidae.
AAUGGCUUCAAAUGUCAUUGCAUGUCUGAGUCCCACCAGAGGCAGUUGCUGCUGGCUUCUGAAAAUCCUCAGCAAUUCAUGGAUUACUUUUCCGAGGAAUUUCGAAAUGAUUUCCUGGAACUGCUUCGGAGACGAUUUGGAACAAAGAGAGUCCACAAUAAUAUUGUGUACAAUGAAUAUAUCAGUCAUCGGGAGCACAUCCACAUGAACGCCACACAGUGGGAGACACUGACUGAUUUUACGAAGUGGCUGGGGCGAGAAGGUCUUUGCAAGGUUGACGAGACUCCAAAAGGCUGGUACAUUCAGUAUAUCGACAGGGACCCAGAGACUAUUCGCAGGCAACAAGAACAGGAGAGGAAGAAGAAGCAAGAUCUCGACGAUGAAGAAAAAACUGCUAAAUUCAUUGAACAACAAGUCAGAAGAGGUUUGGAGGGGAAAGAAAUGGAAAAGCCAGUUUAUACCGAACUGAACAGAGAAAAUGAAGAAGAAAAAGUUACAUUUAAUUUAAACAAAGGAGCAAGUACUUCAAUAGCAGCAUCUUCUAAAACAAGCAGUGUCCUUGGACCAAACGCACUGAAGAUGGUGGAAGGGGCAGUUAAAAGAAAAGAACCAGCUCAUAGCUCAGGCCAGCCCAAAGAGAAAAAGAAGAAAUCUGCACUGGAUGAGAUUAUGGAGCUUGAAGAGGAGAAGAAAAGAACAGCUCGAAGAGACUACUGGUUGCAACCUGAAAUCGUUGUAAAAAUUAUAACAAAGAAGCUUGGAGAGAAGUAUCACAAGAGGAAGGCAGUUGUUAAGGAAGUGAUUGACAAAUAUACGGCAGUUGUGAAGAUGAUUGAUUCUGGAGAUAAACUGAAGCUUGAUCAGACGCAUUUGGAAACUGUGAUACCCGCACCAGGCAAGAAGGUGAUGGUGUUAAAUGGUGGAUACAGGGGAAAUGAAGGCAUCUUGGAAUCGAUCAAUGAAAAGAAGUUUUCAGCAACAAUAAUCAUCGACUCUGGACCUUUAAAAGGUCGCCGACUUGAAGAUAUCCAGUAUGAAGACAUUUCCAAACUUGCCUGAGGUGCCAGUUGUGGAUCGGAAAAGAUUUUGGUUCCCCAGAACAUCUUUCCGACAUCUUCUGAGCAGACACAAGACUCUACCAUGUCAGGGUUUUAAUUGUAUGUGUGUAUGUACUUAUAAUGUAUAUAGAAAUUAACCACAAGCAAAUGGGAUUUAUUUAAAGAUCGUUACGGAUUUGUUACAUAAAAUGUGUGCGGAGAUCUUAUCAGUGGAAAUAUUUCAUCUGAUUCUAUAGCGAAGUUAUAAUAUUUGGUUCCACUUCCUUUUGUAAAAUACAGCA